Messenger RNA from Acanthoscelides obtectus, 3916 nucleotides. NCBI's taxonomy places the organism in Eukaryota, Metazoa, Arthropoda, Insecta, Coleoptera, Chrysomelidae. The record is from the annotation of a GenBank genome assembly.
GUGGGACCCGCAUAACUGAACUCAACUGUCAAAUAUGUCAACUGCAGGUGCAAUUUUGGUGCAAUCUGCAAUUAGUAUAGUUUAGUAUACAAAUUAUAAUUAAAAUGGAUGAUAAUUUUUCACUAUGCGGGAUAUGUUACACGCUACUGAAGAAAAUCGACAUAAAUAAAAACAGGUCCUUUAGAGCCCCUUGUACCCAAAGUGUCAUCAAAAUUAGCGAUGCCUUGCUGUACGUUGCUCCCGAGGCUAAUGUCAACAUUCUUGAACAAAUGGUUUUAUGCUGUUCUUGUCUAGAAAAUCUGAGAUGUGCUUAUAAAUUUAAAUAUGACUGCUUACUUGCACAAACUAGAAUUUCGAAACAUUUAAACGAAAAUAACUUAACAUUAGUGAGUGAGGAAGAAAAAGUGUUAUCAAAGAGAAAUGAUGUAUCGUCAUUACGUGAGCAACUUGAAGACAUAUCAGAUAAACAAGAUAUAAAUACAUCAUCAAAUAAUAAGUCAGCUAAUAAUGGAGAAAACCGAGAAAAUCCUUUGGAAUUUACAGAAUCCAGAUUUUGUGAAACCGAUGCUGCAUUUAAGGACAAAUGCAGCCAAUGGUUUAGCUUAGCAGGUGAAAAUACAAGGACCUUUGAAACAAAAUCAGUUCAAACUGAGCCACAUGCUAAAACAAAAAUUGUUGUUCAGUUUAAAAGCCAAACGGUAGUUGAGAGAUUCCUUGAGAAAUUAAGAACUGAUCAAAAUCUUGGUAUUGAUAAGAAAAGUUUAGAAGUAUAUAUUGGCAGUGAAAAUGAAACUCAGAGGCUCUUAGAGGAUGAAUUAACAGAAAGUAAAAAAGAAACACAGAUGCAGCAAUUAAAAGUGCAAACAUUGUAUGAAAUGAAGGAUAAACUAAGCCAGUACCUUAACACAAAGAAAAUUACAGUUCAAGAAGCUUCUGUCAACCCGACUGCAAUAGACAGUGAUGAUGGUGCCUCUCAUAUGGAAGAGAUACUAGAUACAGAAAUAGAGCCAUCUGAGUCAACCUUUGAUGUGCCCAAAUUGUUGAUGGAUAAAGAUGGUCCUAAAGAGGUACCAGUUACAACUGACUCAUCUGAGAAUAACCGAGAUGUUCAAGAAGCAUCAAAAGAAGUACCUGAAUUGACAUUCUGUGAGGCGACUGGUGCAUUUAAGAAUAAUCAAGACCAAUAUGUCGAUACAGAUGGACAGUUAAUUGACUCAGCUAAACUGGAAGAAGCAGCACAAAAAGCGCUAGAAAAAGCAAAUAGUACUUUCAAAGAACCUUUACAAUCAAAUGGUCUUGCAGCAAAUGCAGGUUUGCUGACCCCAGUCACAGUCAAAGAAAAUAAUGGUAUGCUCAGUAUCAUACCUAUUGGUGAUGCUAUAGAGAAUAGUUUUCUUACUUUAGAUAAGCCAUUUAUGACAGAUGAUAUGAUUGACAUCAAGGAAGAACCUCUUGAUUAUGAUUUUGAUACAAAUUCUACUGGCGAUACAGAAGAUACAGUCAGUGCCCCUGAAACUGCACUACUGGAAUCUAGGGAGAUUGAUGAGUAUAUUGAUAUACCUGAGUUUGUGAUGAUUAACAAAGAUGGGGAAAAUGCAGAGGCAAAUUUGAAAAAAAUGCAACCUGAAGCUUUGAAGGAAAAGUUACUUGGUAGAGAACAUAGAAAAAUACAGUUUGAGAUAGUAAAAAAUGCGAGGCGAGUAGUACCAGUUGAAAAUGUCAGUCCAGGUCACUCAGAAGUGAAACAAAAUACAAGAUUGACAGGAGAGUCAAAAAUAAGGACAUAUAAAAAAAUAAAAAUGGUACCAGCAUUUGAAAAACCAUUGUCACCAUCAAGGAGAGUGUGGGUAGAUCCAAAUUUCUACCCAGUGAGAAGACAGGAUCCUAUGACUUAUGAAAAGAAAUAUCUAGCAUCGUUCUUUACCACGAAUGGUGAUUAUAUAUAUGACCAUGAUUAUAUUAUCAAUAUGUAUCACCAAAGUUCCGCCAGAGUGCUGGAUGUUGUACAAGACAUGAAACUAUGGUUCUGCCGCCUAUGCAAUAACCAGCAAUGGACACGAAAUCACGGGCGACACAUGCUGGAGAAACACGCGACGCAAACGUUUUGCACUUUGUGUCACGUCGAUAUGCGCACUCCGUUUGCGUUGAAUGUCCACAUGGAAGAACACACGAACGCGUGUGGCAGCGAAAAGGUGACGUAUGGUGCGAGAGCUGCGCAUGCGCGUAAACACCGAGCGCUAGCGCAGGAUAUUUGCGAUUCCGUGGUGACGGAGCAUGCGCAGAAGAAACGGACUAGGCAACAGGAUACUGAUGAAAUACCUGCCUCCGCUUCUGGCAUUCGAUCAUCAUCAGAUGACAGGGCAGCUGAGCGAGUUUCCGCAGAAGCCAAAGUGCAAAAGCAUAUGUAUAUGUCUGACGACGACUCUCAAGACGCACCAGACGACGUGAACAGAGAUGCUUCGUACCAGCCAGGUCGAGAUCAGAAACAGGCGAUUCAAAAGAAGAAACGACAAAAAGUCGAAGCUGUGAAACCGAGUGGCAGACUUUUAAGGUCACAAAGUAAGAAGAGCCGAGAAAUUGGAAGGGUUUUUUCUUAAGGUAUUUUUUGAUAAUUUUCACAUGUAAUUUAUUAUAUUCAUCCAUUGAUUAUAAGACGAAAAUCCCCUGAUUUAUGAGAUUGUAAAUUCCUGUUUUAUUGCUGCAAGUUGUUCAACGGGGUAUUUAAAGCAUGGACGCGUAAAAUGGUUACACCAAUUUUAAAUUCGUCGGAUUCAUGCUUGGAGCGUAUGCGCUUGCCGCGUUGUACGACAAAAGUGACAACGUUCCUGGAGCGCGUUCCAACUCUGCGUUUGGAGCGUACAUGCCAAAACCGUACGUCUAAACACAAAACCGCGCAAUGUUGGAAUGGCACGUUGGAUUUUUAACUGGUUGAUGACGCCCCAUUUUCAACAACAUGUUGAAAAGUUAACACGUUAAAUGCCACGGCGGUCCCCCCGUAUGGACCGCUUUGUAUUUCAUUUAUUUCCACGGUGUCUCCAGCCAGAGGCCCAUAUUUAAAGUUAUUUUAGCGUUAGAUAUGAACUGCUGUGGCUUGUAUGGAUUAUAUAUAUAUUGAUAGGUUUGAGAUCUUACUCAAUUGUGCCGGCGCUUGGCUGAUUGUUUUGUCCGCUAGCAUCAGCAAGGGAUCGACACCAGAGGAAGUUAGAAAUAACGAACGAAUCGUCACCUUGGUCCACCAACGCUGUCUCGCAUCUGUCAGAGCGAAUAUCUUCAAGCCGCACUUUGACGGCUUGCUUGGAAUAUAUUGUCUAAGAGCCGUUUUACACACAAGAGAAUUACUCCGAAAAUUAUGGUCAUAAUUAUGCCGAAAAUUUUUGCUGUCGUAUUACACGCAAAAGAAUUCUUUUGAAAAUUUUCAUGGUAAAAAUAUAAAACCCGUUCUAUAGAUAUGCGCGAGAAUCGACGCAGAGGGUUAUUUCCGUGCAAGUCAAUAUCAAAUGUCAACGUCAACAACAUAACCUCACUUAACAUUUUUGUGUGUGGUCCUGUUCGAGUCGUACGAAGAAGCGUUUAUUGUUUAUUCCUAAUGUCGUGGAAUCGGGAAGAAGUUACACUGUUGUUGGAGGAGUACCAAAAAUGGGCAAACCUGUUCAAGGUGAAGUCACCCAAUUUCAAAAACAGAAAUUUGCGGCGUCAGGUGCUGGAUGCGAUAGUCCAAGCAUUGAGAAGUUUUAUAAUAUUAACCAAGAUCUCGAUUUCAAAAAUAAAUUUAAAUCAACGACGUCUGUUGUCUUUCCGAUUAUAUUGGACGUCAUACCCGUUAAGAUUAUGUCCAUUCGAAAAUAUUACUCUAAUGCGCAGGCGUAUCAUAUGAAUUACUCGGAAAUUUUGUUUGCUUGUGUCAUACAGGUUGUAG